Messenger RNA from Carassius auratus (goldfish), 2331 nucleotides. RefSeq names its product acidic residue methyltransferase 1 (gene dcph1). Gene Ontology annotation, biological process: DNA damage response. Lineage: Eukaryota; Metazoa; Chordata; Actinopteri; Cypriniformes; Cyprinidae. Bases 135 to 1481 code for a protein of 448 amino acids. The transcript has 5 exons. Gene Ontology annotation, molecular function: phosphatase activity. Gene Ontology annotation, cellular component: nucleus. The record is from RefSeq and is a predicted model, not a curated record.
UAUGCGAGUAAAUGACACAGACUGUAUUAAAUGAUUUUAUACCUUCACAUUACAUUGUGAAUUGGUCACCGGUCGUACUCAAAUAAAGUUUGUUGAAAAAUCCCUUCUAACGAUAGUCCUUCCUGUUUGCAAAGAUGGAGGCAGAGGGAGUGUUGGUCCCGCUGUCACUGUCUGCUGAGUUUGAGGGGUCUUUUGCCUAUCUGACUGUGAGAGACAGACUCCCAACCAUACUCACAAAAGUGAUAGACACGUUACACCGCAAUAAAGACAAUUUCUUCAAAGAGUAUGGAAAGGAUGGGAUCCAGGCCGAGAAGACGGCCAUUUCCUUCCUGUCCAAACUGAGGAAUGAACUGCAGACAGACAAACCUGUGCUGUCUCUGACUGAUAAUGCGGAGGACUCCGAGGCCUGGAAUGAAUACAUGCGAAGACAGCAGGACCUGAUGGAAGACGGGAAGCUUGUCAGCUGGUUCAAGUCACCAUGGCUCUAUGUGGAGUGUUACAUGUACCGGAGGAUCCAAGAGGCUCUGUAUAUGAACCCACCGAUGGAUAAGUUUGACGUGUUUAAGGGACAAAAGACGCAAAGCUUCUUUGAAUCUCAACAAGCCAUUAAACUCCUCUGUACAUACCUUCAGGACCUCAUCACUAACAUGGAGAACUUGACUGAGAUUCAGCUGCGAGACAACUUUCUCAAGUUACUCCAGGUCUCUCUGUGGGGAAACAAGUGUGAUCUGUCCAUCUCUGCCGGCCAGGACAACUCUCAAAAGUCCAGUCCCAUCGAUUCUCUUCCUGAUCUCCAGCGCUUCAUCCUAGUGGAUGACUCCAGCAUGGUUUGGUCAACGCUGGUUGCUGCUCAAGGAGUCGGAUCCUCUGGGAUGAAGCAUGCCAGAGUGGACAUUAUUUUAGACAAUGCUGGUUUUGAGCUCAUUAGCGAUCUAGUCCUUGCUGACUUUCUUGUCUCUGCCGGACUAGCCAAGCAAAUCCGAUUUCAUGGCAAGUCCAUCCCGUGGUUCGUCUCAGACGUCACCAAACAAGACUUUGAGUGGACCAUCAUGCAGACCAUUGCAGCCAAUCACAAGUGGAUGUCAGCCAGCGGUGUCCAAUGGAAGCAUUUCAUGAAGGAGGGUACAUGGUCCUACCAUGACCACUUUUUUUGGACCUUGCCCCAUGAGUUCUGUGACAUGGCGGUGGAUGCGGCUGAUCUCUACAGCACUCUUCAGGGCUCGGAUCUGAUUCUCUUCAAAGGAGACCUAAACUACAGGAAGCUUACUGGAGAUAGGAAAUGGGAGCACACGGUUCCAUUUGAUCAAGCACUGAGGGGGUUCCAGCCUGCCCCUCUCUGCAGUCUCAGGACACUGAAGGCUGAUGUUCAGGUGGGCUUACAGCCAGGCCAGGCCGAGAAGCUCAGCUCUCAGGAUCCAGACUGGAUGACUAAUGGCAGAUAUGCAGUGGUACAGUUUUCCAGUCCAUGCAGAGAACCAUAGGGUCCUCACUAAAGAGGAAAUUGCUGAGAAGAAAGAGAUGGAAUAAAAUGCACUGAAGAUGCUGGUUUAGUUAGCAGUAUGCCAAACCAAUGUGGUGGUGUUUUAUCUUUGCUUGUACUCGAAUCAUGUUAUUAGUCCUACCGAUUCUGCAUAUCCAACACUGAAAUUAAUCUUAACCUAAGUAAUGUCUUUUGAUUUGAUCAUAGUAUAAGAUGUUCUGUUUGCACUGCUGAUCUGUAUUGUGUAGAAGUACAGUUACUGAAAAAUACAGAUGUAAACAUGGGGAAAAAAACAAACAAACUAAAAAAUCAUAAGAAUCCGUACAUGUGUUGUUUGGUAUGAAACAGUAAAUAAAUAAAAAAAGAUACUGAACCUGAAUUUUAACUUCUAGUUAGAUGCUAUUGACCAAGUAUUCUAAUUUAUGGUCUUAGCAUGGAGUGCAAAAUUGAAAAUGACCAAUUCAUGAAAACUAUUUAAUAAAACAAUUCUGCAGUAGUAGUGUGAUGGCAACGUGGCAUGUAUGAGGGACUAGAACAACAAAGCACAAAUUCACAAUGAUUUAAUAUCGGCAUAAUGUUCUGCUUUCUGGCUGAUAAAACAAUACCGGCCAUAUCUCAGAGAGUUAUUGUUGUUUACAGUUUGGAUUGACUAGCACUUUUAAAGCAAGCUUACCAGGUUUUCCAGUGUUUGUUGGGAUGCAAAUUGCACCGUGAUUCUUUCUUUUAGUUUAUUUCUGAGCAAGCUGGAAACAGAUGCUAGCAGGGUACCGUGUUUAUGUACCCACACUUGUUAAAAUGAUAACUGUUCUGAAAAUGGAAUGCCACUGAAUAAAGUUUAGGAAAAAAAACUA